AUGGUACUGUGCAGGCCAUGUCCUCUCAAUGCUACUGUAGAUGGAAUAGACUUCCGUAUCCAAAGCGAAUCAAACCAGAGUCUGGAUGUUCUCGCCCAGGCACUCUCGGCUUAUAGCACACCUGACAGAAAGGUGUACUUAUCUGCAGCACCACUUUGUCAAAUUCCUGACUAUUAUCUUGACACUGCUAUCAAAACUGGCGUCUUUGACUACGUGUGGGUGCAAUUUUUCGGUGAUCCUUCAUGUGAAUACAGUCCAGAAAGUCCGUCUCCCCUCAUCAGAAGUUGGAUUGCAUGGUCUUGCUAUCUAGACAAAUAUAAUACUACAUUAUUCCUGGGAUUAACAGGAGAUUCUGACGAUGACGGUUACAUCCCAUGUGUACCGCUAGUCAGUGAGAUUCUUCUCUUUGUGGAGUGGUUUCCCAAAUAUGGAGGGAUCAUGAUGCUUCAGGGCAAAUACUAUUGCCUUCUUUUAAAUCAUUCCAGUGAAAAAAUCAGGUCUUAUGUUAAUUCUGAUGUUAUGGCCUAUGGUAGAAAGUCCAUGAAUAAGUUCCAAGCCAUCUAA
This is a messenger RNA of Coffea arabica (coffee), 564 nucleotides long. The record is from RefSeq and is a predicted model, not a curated record. Lineage: Eukaryota; Viridiplantae; Streptophyta; Magnoliopsida; Gentianales; Rubiaceae.